Molecule: messenger RNA, 720 nt
Organism: Cryphonectria parasitica EP155
Lineage: Eukaryota; Fungi; Ascomycota; Sordariomycetes; Diaporthales; Cryphonectriaceae
Exons: 2
Coding region: 1-720 (239 amino acids)
Molecular function (GO): acyltransferase activity, transferring groups other than amino-acyl groups
Source: RefSeq, a predicted model, not a curated record
AUGGGCCCGAGACUCUCCAAGGCGGAAGCGCCAUCGGGCCCCAUCAGCAUUCGCCCAGCUGAUAAGAAGGAUCUGGACAACAUCACCGACAUCGUCAAGGCCGGCUUCCCAGACGAUCCUGGCUGUGACUACAAGUAUCCGUUUCGCGAUAAAUACCCAGACGACUUCUGGAAGUGGACAAGGCGGGACCACGAGGCAUACAUUGAUCAGCCUGAGAAGUUUGUCGUGCUGGUCGCGACACAGCCUGUGGCUGGUGAUGAGCGUGGCCAGGACCAGACAAUCGUAGACAGACCAAUUGCGUAUGCCGUCUGGGACACUGCAGUGAACACAAAGGCGAGAAGCCGAGAUCAUGGCAUCAAUGAGCGGCGCGAUGCUAACCCAGAGCAUAUGAAGGAAUACGCCCAGACGAUGUCUAUGGCGUUUCCCAAAUACUUCGGCAGAUAUGGGGGCGAGCAGCUAAGCCUACAGUGGCUCAUCACCCAUCCUAACUUCCGCCGCCGCGGGGCCGGCACCAUGCUAUGCGGGUGGGGCGAGCAGGAAGCCAUCAAGAGGGGCGGCGGCUGGAGCCUGACCGUGAUGGCCAGCCCCAUGGGCAGGCUGCUUUACGAGCACCUUGGCUAUCGCCUUCUUGGAGCAGUAACGGCUCAAGUGGAUGGCGAGGAGGAGCGGGUCGAUAUUUACAUUUUGGCGAAGGAGGGCCUUGGUGCAACCAUGGUCUGA